CGAGCCGUCCAUUCCGCGAUCAGAGCGCUCUCUCCGCCACCCCCCUCGCUAUAUAAGCACCCGAGGGUGCAUUUCUAGGGUUUCCGCCGCCGAAGCCACCACACCUAAACCCUUCUUCCCUCUCCUCCUCCGCCGCCGCCGCCCUCCCCUCUCGCCAUGGCGUCGGAGAAGAAGCAGUCGAACCCGAUGCGGGAGAUCAAGGUGCAGAAGCUCGUGCUCAACAUCUCCGUCGGCGAGAGCGGCGACAGGCUCACCCGCGCCUCCAAGGUGUUGGAGCAGCUGAGUGGGCAGAGCCCAGUUUUCUCCAAGGCGAGGUACACCGUGAGGUCAUUCGGUAUCCGUCGUAACGAGAAGAUCGCGUGCUACGUCACCGUCAGGGGCGAGAAGGCCAUGCAGCUUUUGGAGAGUGGCCUCAAGGUCAAGGAGUACGAGCUGCUGAGGAGGAACUUCAGCGAGACCGGAUGCUUCGGGUUCGGUAUCCAGGAGCACAUUGAUCUUGGCAUCAAGUACGACCCGUCAACUGGUAUUUAUGGCAUGGACUUCUAUGUUGUUCUUGAGCGUGCUGGAUACCGUGUUGCUCGCCGGCGCAGGUGCAAGUCCCGUGUUGGAAUCCAGCACAGGGUGACCAAGGAAGAUGCCAUGAAGUGGUUCCAGGUCAAGUAUGAGGGUGUCAUCCUCAACAAGGCCCAAGCAAACACGUCGUAAUUGGCAAGGGUUUAACCAGUUAUCCUGUAGAAUUAAGUGAGGGUUCAUUUGAAUCAUGGAACUGUCUUUCUUGAAAGCCAAAUGCACUGUCAAUUUUGCCUCUGUUGGAGUUGACCUGCGUCUAUAUUUCCAUUAAAUGCUUAAUGAUAUCCUUGUUUUAAAUCUUAAUAUUAAGGCAGACUUGGAAUCAAUCCACCCGCUUUGUUACCUGUAUUUCUGCCUUAUCCUGUGUCAGGCAAAAGCUAAGUAGCAACAGUCAAAUUGUUCAUUUUAGUGAUGUUUUAUUUGGGGUGCCAAUUUCUUCU
Messenger RNA from Oryza sativa Japonica Group (Japanese rice), 1010 nucleotides. NCBI's taxonomy places the organism in Eukaryota, Viridiplantae, Streptophyta, Magnoliopsida, Poales, Poaceae. The record is from RefSeq and is a predicted model, not a curated record.